Molecule: messenger RNA, 1178 nt
Organism: Eutrema salsugineum
Lineage: Eukaryota; Viridiplantae; Streptophyta; Magnoliopsida; Brassicales; Brassicaceae
Exons: 5
Coding region: 113-910 (265 amino acids)
Source: RefSeq, a predicted model, not a curated record
ACAGCUUUCUCUCCGUCUCCGAUUUUUUUUAGCACAGCUCCUCUCUCCUCCGUCUCAGAUUCCUCUCCGUUUAGAAAAGCUCUAAAUUUCACUCUGCAAACCCUAAUUUCCGAUGUCAAUUGAAAGAGAUCAUGCGACGCAGCAACAGCCGCCUAACUCCAGCACUCUCGUCGCGCACCCAUCCGGAAGUAACGACGGAGAAGGCGACCGCCACGUCUCCGCCGGAGAGGUCUCCUAUGACCGACCCUCGUUUGCUCGCUCGGAUGGGCACAAUGAUGGGAAGCCUAAUUUCGCCAAAGAGCUUUACAAAGAAAGUUUGCAGCUUUCAAAACCUGAAUCAUCGUUUGGUUUAGGUAAUGAUGAUCACAGUCUUGAGGAUUUAGAUGGGUCCUUUUUCGGGAGUUCAGAUGAAGAAUCAAGUGAAGCUUACUCUAUGAACAAGGACUCUGAGAAGAGACUUGAGCAAUUUCGCAUGGCUGGAUACCGUGAUGGGAUUACUGCUGGGAAAGAAGCUGCUGCGCAAGAAGGUUAUAAUGUAGGCUACAAGGAAUCAGUUCUUGCUGGCUACAAGUUUGGUUUUGUUAGAGGUGUUUCCAGUGCGUUGGCUUUCCUCCCUGAUGAGCUAAGAGAAAAGCUUAUCGAUGAACAAGAAACUAAAGAGAAGUUUCAGAAAUUACACGACUCUGUGCAUGCUCUCUCGACAGAAGCUGCAAUGAAACUGUUUUAUGGAACGCUGACUAGAAAGCAAAGGGAAGAGAAGAGUGGAGAAGAAGGGUCUGAGUCUGGUCCCGGUUCUGGUUCUGUUUCAGGUUCUGGUGUUUAUGCCACAACCGACUUGGGAAGCUAUGUUACUGAAGUAAGCUCUCUUCUUGACAAAUCACCUAAGAUUGAAGCUAAAUUGAACACAUAGAGGAAGAGAAGAGUGGAGAAGAAGGGUUUGACUCUAGUUCCGGGUUAUAGCCACAACUGACUUGGGAGUUGAGAAGCUAUGUUACUGAGCUAAGCUCGUAAGAUAGACCUGAAGCCAUGAACAUCACAGCGAAGCUCUCAUCAGAUCUGUCUAUGUUCAUGCAUGAACAUCACAACCAUUAAGUGAUUAAGUUACACCUAACAAUUUCAUAGUAAGUUUGUAUUAUUUUUUGUUGGAAAUAAAGAUGAUCGUUUUUUUUGGAUGAAAA